AUGGCCCCGACUUCCAUCCCAAUUUUUGGCUAUGGCAUGGCAGAGUUUAAACAUGGAAUUUACGCUAGUGGCAAAGGACCGGUGGAGAUCUUAAAACGACCAGAUUUGUCUUAUAGAUUCCUGAUAUUCGUGCGCUUUGUCCAGCAAGAGGACUCUCUUUCUCCGCCGCAGACUCAUAUGAACCCAGGAGAGGAGACAAGGCUCGAUGGUGAUGCCAUAUGGCGCCCAGUGAUGCGGUAUCAGCAGCAGUUUGACCGUGGUCACCCCUCGGAAAGCCCAAAUAUUGCUACACUAAGUACCGGGAUAGCCAGGACCUAG
This is a messenger RNA of Penicillium concentricum, 318 nucleotides long. RefSeq lists its product as uncharacterized. Bases 1 to 318 code for a protein of 105 amino acids. The record is from RefSeq and is a predicted model, not a curated record. The transcript has a single exon. Lineage: Eukaryota; Fungi; Ascomycota; Eurotiomycetes; Eurotiales; Aspergillaceae.